This is a messenger RNA of Sebastes umbrosus (honeycomb rockfish), 3204 nucleotides long. RefSeq names its product calreticulin (gene calr). Gene Ontology annotation, biological process: protein folding. Gene Ontology annotation, cellular component: endoplasmic reticulum; endoplasmic reticulum membrane. Bases 183 to 1463 code for a protein of 426 amino acids. The record is from RefSeq and is a predicted model, not a curated record. The transcript has 9 exons. Gene Ontology annotation, molecular function: calcium ion binding. NCBI's taxonomy places the organism in Eukaryota, Metazoa, Chordata, Actinopteri, Perciformes, Sebastidae.
UCAGAUUCAGACAUCUGUUCCGAGCCGAGAGGAGAGGAGAGCAGCGUCUCAGCGGGUUUUCACUGUAACAUCACUGUAUGAGAGGCUGGACCGACUAACAACGCCUGUUAUACGGGGUGUAGACACAGUAUAUAGACUUAUCUGUAAUAAUAAUCGUGUGUUUUUGUUUAUUUGGCGUCACAAUGACAGCCCUGUCGCUGCUGUUGAUGGCCGUGUCGGCCGCAUCUGUCCUGGCCGAGUCCUCUGUGUAUCUGAGAGAGCAAUUUGAAGAUGGGGAUGCCUGGAAGAGUCGCUGGGUGGAAUCCAAGCACAAGUCAGACUACGGCCAGUUGGUCCUGACUGCUGGGAAGUUCUACGGAGAUGCAGAGCAAGACAAAGGUCUGCAGACGAGCCAGGACGCCCGCUUCUACGCCUCAUCGUAUCGUUUUGAUGACUUCAGCAACCAGGGCGAGCCUCUAGUCAUCCAGUUCACUGUGAAACACGAGCAGAGCAUCGACUGUGGUGGAGGCUACAUUAAACUGUUCCCCUCAGGCCUUAACCAGGAGGACAUGCACGGAGACUCCGUCUACAACAUCAUGUUCGGUCCUGACAUUUGUGGCCCCGGCACAAAGAAGGUUCAUGUCAUCUUCAACUACAAAGGCAAGAACCAUCUGAUUAACAAGGACAUCAGAUGCAAGGAUGAUGAGUACUCCCACUUGUACACACUGAUUGUCAACCCUGACAACACUUACGAGGUCAAGAUUGACAAUAAGAAGGUCGAGUCCGGCAAUCUGGAGGAUGACUGGGACUUCCUGCCUCCCAAAAAAGUUAAGGACCCUGAAGCCAAAAAGCCAGAGGACUGGGAUGACAGGGAGAAGGUUCCCGACCCUGACGAUAAGAAACCAGAGGACUGGGACAAACCUGAGAACAUCCCUGAUCCUGAUGCUAAGAAGCCUGAUGACUGGGAUGAAGAGAUGGACGGAGAGUGGGAGCCGCCUAUGGUCGCUAACCCUGAGUACAAGGGUGAGUGGAAGCCCAGCGAGAUCAACAAUCCUGCCUACAAGGGCAAGUGGGUCCACCCUGAGAUCGACAACCCGGAGUACACGGCCGAUUCUGAGAUCUAUAAAUACGACAGCAUCGGCGUGAUUGGACUCGACUUGUGGCAGGUUAAAUCUGGUACCAUCUUUGAUAACUUCCUGAUCACCAACGACCCAAACCUGGCAGAGGAAGUAGGCAACGACACAUGGGGCAAAGCUAAGGAUGCAGAGAAGAAGAUGAAGGAAGGCCAAGAGGAUGAGGAGAGAAAGAAGCGUGAUGAUGAUGAAAACCAGAGGAGAGAUGAGGCAAAGGAGGAAGACGAGGAGGAAGAGGAGAAAGAUGAGGAGGAGGAGGGAGAUGAAGAAGAGGAGGAGGAAGGGGAAGAGCAGGAGGAGGAAGAAGAGGAGGAUGAAGGCACGGACUCUAAACUCAAGGAUGAGUUAUAAAAUCCAUGCAGGAAGUGACUGUCUGUGUCAAUGAGCCAUUGGAACGAAGCUGGAGACUGAUGAGACCCUUAUGACUGACACCCUGGGGUGGGGUUGGGUGGGAUGGGGUUUUUGUUUACAAAGCAACGGAGUAGGUGAAAAAGGGCAAUUAUUGUUCUGUUUCCAUGUGCUACUACUACUACUACUACUACUACUACUACUACUACUACUAUUAUUAUUAUUAAUAUUAUUAUUAAACGAGGAAUAGUAAUAGAAAGACUGAAGAUGUCAUAACGAAUGUCAAGACAGGAAAUCAAAUCAAAUUGUUUUGCAGUUUAUGCCCAGCGGAAAUAUAAAAAUUCUCAUUUGUGUUCUUUGAAAAACUAGGUUUUUAUGAAGUAUAAUGUUGUGGUGACAUGAAAAGCUAUAUUUGGUCUGUGGAUUAUACUUAGACUGUAUAUAUAGAUGGACGACGCGUCUCCACUUCCUCCCACUGUACAAAAGUGAAGCCAAAAUAUCCAGAGCCAGAGUCUGCAAUCACGAGCCGAGCACUGCCACAGCUUGUUAGCGUGAGCCACCUAGCUGCUACGUUAGCAUCACGGUAGCUGUUUGGCUAGAAAGACAAAUCAACUAACCAUAAUAUCUCUGUAGCUACAUUUAUGAUCCAAUUGACUCAAGUUCUAUUACACAGACUCGUGACGGUUAUGGAAAGUUAAAGUUGAGCUCCUUAAAGUUGAGUCCUGAGCUUCCGGCUUUGCGACUGCUUCACUCAGAGCAGCGGUCAAUCAUGACGUCUUUUUAUAGCAUCAAAUAACUAAUUAAAACCAAACUCAUCAGAAAACUAAACAGUUGAAUACAUCAGUGUGAUGAGAACUACUUAAAAUGACAGAAACCAUCUUUGGGAGAAAUUUAUUUGACGUGAACUUGGACUUUUGAGUUUGGCCCAUAUCCCAUCCGCCAACAUGGAGGGGGAGGGAUUUAUGACCUAUACUGCAGCCAGCCACCAGGGGGCGAUCGAGAUGUUUUGGCUUCACUUUUAGGGAGCUGUCAUGUCAUCCAUCUUUAUAUAUAGUCUAUACGAUGAUACCAUGAUAAGGUUUUGUUUACCUCAUGUGUUUUGUUUGUCUUAAUAAUCUGUGUCACAUGUUUUUGUUUGUUAAUCUUUUGCAGUCAGUCAUGUCACUCUGUCUCUUUAAAAGCUUUGUCACUCUCGAAGGAUUCGACAGGGUUAGACAUCAUUAUUACACAGGUUAUCUUACCUGCUCUUAUUUAAACUUCUUGAUUUGAACAAGGGUUAAUGACCUAGGGAAAAUAGUGCACCAGGACUGACUAUACUGAAUAUAGGACUGAAUUUGACAACCUGUUGAAAAAAGUCGUCGUCCAUAGGAUGGUUAAGAUGAAACCCCUUGCAUAGUUUUGUACUGUAUAGUUAACACUUUUUUUUCACUUCAAUGCAUAUACUGUAGUAUUGUGUGUCUAAAUAAACUGUGCUCAAACUCAGAUGUACAUUGAGAGCACUCCAGUAGCAGGUAAGCUUACAUUCAUUUGGUACGUGUUCACGUUAGGUUUACUCAUUUCUGAUGCUAAUAUCUCUGCACUGCUGUACCCCCAACACACUGUCCCAAACAGUCUGAGAGAUGAUCCUUUUGUAACAGACACAUUUUGUACUAAUGGUAGUAAUUGAAGUGGGAAGAUUUUCAUGUUGCUGUGUAAAAAACAAAGACAGGUGUUCUGUCCAAUAAAAUCAACCAGUGGAAAAUGA